Molecule: messenger RNA, 594 nt
Organism: Melampsora larici-populina 98AG31
Lineage: Eukaryota; Fungi; Basidiomycota; Pucciniomycetes; Pucciniales; Melampsoraceae
Exons: 4
Coding region: 1-594 (197 amino acids)
Molecular function (GO): chloride channel activity
Source: RefSeq, a predicted model, not a curated record
AUGAUACACGAUGAUAACAUUCCACUUGAGAUCAUCUGGUAUAUUGAUAGCUAUGUAGCAAAACUGCAACUAUGUAAAGUGAUCGACGUACCCACAGUAAACUCGCUUCUUGCAUCAAUAUUAACAAUGUCAGAUUGCUUGACAAAUUUGGAUAAGAUCUUAACAACCCCAAUCCCAUAUGGAUACAUCGUACAUUUGAAAUUAGUUAUAUGGGGUUACCUCAUCUUCUUACCUUUUCAACUUGUGAAUACAUUUGGUCUUUGUACAAUUCCAGCUACUGCUCUUGUUGCAAUUGCAUUUUUAGGUUUUAUGAGGGUAGGUCAAGAAAUUGAGAAUCCAUUUGGAUAUUAUUUGAAUGAUUUGGAUAUGGAUUAUUUCUGUCACCAUCUCAUUGCUCCUGAGCUUGCAAAAAUUACAGCUUGGCCACCACCUGAUCCUUCCGAGUUCAUAUUUUCUCCUUCCAACAUUCCUUUGCUUGAUAAUCGUGAUUUACGCUCUGGUGUGGAUCUCCUGAAUUCAGGUUUAUCAGCUGAUCAGCUUCAGAGAUUGUUGAUCACUCGUCGAUCAUCAAUGAGUCCUAUUGGUACAGUCUAA